This is a messenger RNA of Symbiodinium sp. CCMP2456, 3039 nucleotides long. Lineage: Eukaryota; Dinophyceae; Suessiales; Symbiodiniaceae. The record is from the annotation of a GenBank genome assembly.
AUGCUCAUGUACAAGAUCUACACGUUCCUUACCAAGUGUGUGGUGCAGGCGCACGCUCCCAUCCAGGAGCUGGUUAACAACCAGCAUGAGCUGCCGUCCUUUAUGCGGGACACGGCUUCCAAGCGUCUGAAGGAUCCAGAGAUAUCCCGGAUCCAGGACAACGUGCAGAACUCAGCUUUCAUCCAUCAUUACCAUGCUUGUAUCAGAUUUCAGAUCUCACACAUGGCAUGGCAGAUGUGCCUGAAAGUGACCGGUGCAAGGUGCGAGCUGUGCUUUACCUCUCUUACAGGGACGCGACGAGAGUGCGGGCAAUCUGCAGCCUGGACAGCCAGCGUGCUCACAGGCAGCACAGUGGGUUCGAUCUUGAGUGGCACGGAGCGCGACGUGUGGGCGGCCACGUUGCGUGGGAGUGAAACAGCCUUCGGUGAAGGGCGACAGAAGCUGAAGGCGUACUACAUCAACACGGACUUGGAUGAUGCGCGCAGGAGCGGUCUGGAGAGUACGUGUGUCCAGUUGGAUUUGGAUUGUGAGCGUGUGAUGCCUCCGAAGCUAAGCAGUGAAGAAGUCUUGAAUUGCGUCGACAGCACGCCUCUGCGAUCUUUUGAGUGUUCCUUGGUGUAUGCACACCGCGGCAUCCUGAAGCAGAUAAGCUCCGGAACUGCGGAAGCUCUCGUCCUGGAAGACGAUGCCAGGCUGAACGGCGAUUUAGCUGCAGAGUCUGCCAAGGAGAUGCUUCAGUCCGCAAGAGAACGUGACUUCGUGAUGGCCGGAUGGUGCGAUCCAUCCUGCGCACACGCCUACCUCGUGUCUCCAGGUGGAGCCAAGAUGCUUCUCGGCCGGGGUUUUGCACGUCGGGUCCCGAGGGGUAUUCGCAACACAUGUAACUGCCUAACUGCGUUGCAACAGGUCCCGAGCUGCCAGCUGACUCGAUGUUUCCGGCUUUCGAAGAUCAGGAUGUCCUCUUCCCUCGUCGCUGUCCUGGCGGGUAUCCGGGAGAUUUUGGCUUGUUCUGCCAAGAUCGUGCUACUCCUCACUGCAAGUCUUAUUCGUGCUCCGGAAGCAUUGAUCCGUGAGGAUCAAAGCCACGACAGGGAACAGACGGACUCUGUUGUUGUUGACGAGGUGAAGGUGAAAGCACUCCAGACAGGAAGUGCCCAGCUUCGAAAAACCGAUGAGAAGAAUCAGGAGCCGCCACCUCCCGUUGCGACCUCGAGCCGGAACUCCCUGCUAAAGGCAGUGAGCAGCCCUCAGGCCUGCUGUGCGGCUCUGGCCGGCCUGCAGCAGAACCAGGCGAUUGCCAAGCCAGCUACCGAGAUUAUGCGACCGCUGGUUUUCUCCAUCAUCCAAGAGUCUGAGGAGUUCUCGAGGAUGAUCGACACCAAGAAGGAGGACAUUGUCGUUGCCUUCAUGGAGCAAUGCAGAGAGGGUGUAAGAGAUGCCCCUGGUCGAGAUUUUCAUCGAGACAUGAAUGGACUUUCGGCUCCACCGUUGGAGCUGCGGAUGCGUGAGAUUGAGGAAACCUCAGUUCGAGUCUUCGAGACACUCGCAAAGCGUGCGGAACUGCUGGUGGAUUCAUUGACCAAGUCACCGCCGGAGUUUUGGAAGGUUUGGACAACCUUCUACCCAGCGCUUGCGGAUUUUUCAGAGUCCAGCCCGAUCUUCGAGAGCGCACUGUACUUUUUCAGGAGGCUGGGUGAACUCAUGCGCGAGCAAGAUGCGCAGCUGACCCAGCAAAUGAUGACGGAUGUUGCUCUAGCUUCACUGGCCAAGGAAUUAGCUCGAUCUCCCGAGAAGCGAGAUCUGCUGUGCGAUGUGGUUUACUCCUUCGUCCAGGAGGACACACUAAACCACAUCCUGACGUUGCGUGCGCUGAAAGAGAAGGUGGGCGACGACCUGGCAGUGUACGUGCCGUGCUUGGCCAGCUUGAUCAAUCUAGAUGGUCAAGCGGGUCUCCUGGACGAACAUCUCCUGGACUUGUACAUAUACUAUGCUUUAAUGGCGAUACAAAGCCCCAAGCCCAGGGUUCGGGUGGCCGGCCUGGCGAUCAUUUGCAGCGUCACAGGCUGGUCUUCACAGCAUCAGCCGGUCGUGGCCCUGCUGCAGCACUUUUCUGCUCUCGCCAAUGAUGAGUGGUGGGAGGUCCAGGCCCAGCUGCUGCGACUGUCGGCUAAGCUUCUAGGUAAGCUCUCCACUGAGCGGGGCCAAGCCGUGGUUGGAGCAGAAGAUGAUGGCAGCGCCAGUGGUGCCAGCAGACUCGAAGAAGGUGCAGAGGCAAGUGUGGACGCCGUCAUUGAGGAGAUCCUAUCCAUCGUCAGCCGUCUUUUUGUUGUUAGCAACUCCAAGAAUGUGUUGCAGGUUGGAUUAUCUGCUCUUGUGCAUGUGCUGCCUGACUAUCCGAAUCUGCUCCCAGUGUUUGUAGCGGUGCUUCUUGGGCAGACACCAGCCCUGCGGCAACGGCUUCUGCAGGAGCCUGCCGAGGGCGACGACAAAGCCGGCCGCACCUAUGUGCAUGGCAACUUCACGUGCACUUACGAGGAGACAUGCUUGCCAGAGAUCUGGCCGCACUUGGAUAUUGCCAAGACGCUGACUAUGCAGCUAGAGGCUAGCCCGCCCGACCAUCUGGAGACAGAGCAUCUCGAGGUGCUGUUGGCCAGCCUGCCCUUCUUCUUCGACGAAGAUGAAGCAGACGAGUGGUUUAACAUUUUCGAGAAGGUAAAGAAAUAUGUCUUCACGGCAUUGGUGGAUCCACAUCUCCACCUGCUCAGCACGCAAAUCAUCCGGAAGUUCUGGGCAAGUGGUGUUGAGACGAUUGCGGCGAAGACAAGGGAAAACUCCCUGGACAUGAUGGCAGAGACUCUCAGCAUGCUCUAUGAUGGUUCGGAGCGGGUCGAGGAGGCCUCAGUCAUUGUGUUUCUUCGAGAGAUGCGGGGUCGCGACGACGACACCCAAGCAGAGGUGGAUCGCAUGAUCGAUCACUUCGCUGAGUCCCACCCAGACAAGUAUCAGGCAUCACAGCUGCACACAGUGUCCCAAGAGUGA